Exophiala dermatitidis NIH/UT8656 is the source of this 1263-nucleotide messenger RNA. RefSeq names its product imidazoleglycerol-phosphate dehydratase. The coding region runs from base 191 to 970 and encodes 259 amino acids. Gene Ontology annotation, molecular function: imidazoleglycerol-phosphate dehydratase activity. NCBI's taxonomy places the organism in Eukaryota, Fungi, Ascomycota, Eurotiomycetes, Chaetothyriales, Herpotrichiellaceae. The transcript has a single exon. The record is from RefSeq and is a predicted model, not a curated record. Gene Ontology annotation, biological process: L-histidine biosynthetic process.
CCCUAAUGCUGUUGCAGCGGAGCAAGCAUCGAUUCUGCCGCAAAAUGUUUUGCCAUUUUCGCUUGUGUCAUCAUCAUCCAUAGGACGGGAUUUUGAAAGCAAUAUAGGAUCACCCCCAAUCUAGGAACCAGUGGUAUCAGGACACUCCUGGCCGACUUUUCGCAAGGGCAAAGACCACCACGGAAAUAAUAUGGGAUCAAUUGAGCGUACUUCGCCGGCCUCGCUGCCACGGCGUACCCAUACCCUGUCGCGCAUCACCAACGAGACGAAAAUCCAGGUGUCUAUUUCGCUCGACGGAGGCUCAUUACUCGCAUAUGAAGAGUCGCAACAUUUUCCUUCUUCGAUUUCACCGUCCCAAAAACAAAAGUACCCGGACGUUCUCGUGCCGUUGCCCACUUCACAUCAUGCAACCCAGAUCACGCCUACACAACAAAUCGCCAUAUCUACUGGCAUCGGCUUUCUCGACCACAUGCUCCACGCCCUGGCAAAACACGCGGGAUGGUCGCUGGCCAUCCGGGCGACGGGUGACUUGAUGAUUGAUGACCACCAUACCGCUGAAGACACCUUCCUGGCGGUUGGGUCAGCGUUCAACGCCGCCCUGGGCAAGCGGACCUCUCUUGUUCGAUUCGGGCGGGGCGAUGCCCCUCUCGACGAAGCCCUGUCGUGGGCGGUCAUUGACCUGUCUAAUCGACCCUACAGUGUCAUCGAUUUCGGCUUCACCAGAGAAAAGAUUGGCGAUCUCAGCACGGAAAUGCUGACCCAUGGACUGGAGAGCUUUGCCCAGGCUGCAAGCGUUACUCUUCAUGUCAAGUGUGUCUAUGGCCACAAUAACCACCACAGAGCAGAGAGCGCUUUUAAAGCACUUGCUGUGGCAUGCAGACAGGCAUCCGAGCGGAGGGUUGAAGGGGCUGUCGGCAGCGGGGAUGUGACGAGUACGAAAGGUGUCCUUGGUUCUAGUGUCAACGGUUGAGGAGGCUUUGCAGAAUUUUUGUACAGACGCAAUUGGGCAAAGACUGAAUGAGAGGUCCUUGAAAUGUUACUUCAACAUACUCUGCAACCACAGACAAGUCGGCCAUCAUCAAUCGGUAGGUAUUGCUGACGGUACCGGCAGUGUCUUCAGUAUAAAUAUCAAAGUCUUGCAUAUUGAAUAAAAGUGCCAAAAGCCCGCCCAGACGCCACAAAUAGUACGCCUUUACAUGCAUGGCCUGUCGGCCAACACAAUACCUCCCUGUGGUGUUUGAUCAUAUCCGCGAAUGCAUUAGG